AUGUUCCAGUGGGUUACGUUACUGGUACUAAUUUGCUCGCAUGUCUGCAGUAGUAUCCUAUUCCUUUUGUUCUCUGUCCCUCCAGAGCUCCCACAGCAACAUGUCUGUAAGGAGGAGGAGGUCCUCUCUGACCAGCAGCUCUGUAUUCAGGAGAGGAACUCCAGUCUGGACCAAGAGGACCCAGAGCCUCCACAGAUUAAAGAGGACCAGGAGGAACUCUGCACCAGUCAGGAGGGAGAGCAGCUUGUACUGAAGCAGGAGACUGAUACCUUUAUGUUGACUCCUACUGAUGAGGAAAGUGACCACCAGCUCCUCUCUCACAACUCUCAUGUAGCUGAGAGCCAAGAUCAGAAAGGAGGCAAGCAUGGAGACUCAGGCUCAACUAAUGCAGAGCCAAGUCAACAGAAUCUACAUCACGAAAGUACAAGUCACACUAACAAUGUAGACAACCCUCACCUGCCAGAGAUGCACUGUGAUACUCACACAGGUAAACUGCCUUUCAAAUGUGACACAUGUGGAAAAGACUUUCAGUAUAAAUCAUUACUAGAGAAACAUGUAAGAAUCCACACAGGUGAGAAGCCAUAUUCUUGCAAAACAUGUGGGAAAAGAUUUACUCAUAAAUCAUCAUUGGACUGUCAUAUAAGAACCCACACAGGUGAGAAGCCACAUUCUUGUGAAACAUGUGGCAAAAGAUUUUCUCGGAAAUCAUCAUUGGACUGUCAUAUAAGAACCCACACAGGUGAGAAGCCAUAUUCUUGUGAAACAUGUGGCAAAAGAUUUACUCAGAAAUCAGGAUUGGACUGUCAUAUAAUAUCCCACACAGGUGAGAAGCCAUAUUCUUGCAAAACAUGUGGGAAUGGAUUCAUGUCUAAAUCGUCAUUGUACUACCAUAUAAGAAUCCACACAGGUGAGAGGCCAUAUUCUUGCAAAACAUGUUGGAAAAGAUUUACUCAUAAAUCAUCAUUGGACUCUCAUAUAAGAAUCCACACAGGUGAGAAGCCAUAUUCUUGCAAAACAUGUGGGAAAAGAUUUACUCAGAAAUCAGGAUUGGACUCUCAUAUAAGAUCCCACACAGGUGAGAAGCCGUUUGCAUGCAAAACAUGUGGGAAAAGAUUUACUAAAAAAUACGGAUUGCAAUAUCAUAUAAGAACCCACACAGCUGAGAAGCCAUAUUCUUGCAAAACAUGCAAAACAAAAUUCCGGCGUAAUUUUCACUUGAAAGUCCACAUGAGAACGCACAGGGGGGAAAAGCUGCAUCACUGCAGCACAGAGGGUCCAGAGAUUAAAGAGUAACAGGAGGAACUAAAAGGAAUUUGACACUCCUGACUUCAGGGUUACACUCUGUAAUAAGUGUUGGAUCACACACUAUGUCUACACACUACCUCAGCAAUGAGGUCACUGAGGUUAUGUCUUCGUUAGAGGAAGAUUGCAAUGGGAUAGUGCUUGAUCACCUGAACGUACAGGUGUAAAUGCAGCCGUGAUAGAGGACAUGGCUGGUGGGAUGCUGGGCUUCAGAAGCUCGUGUGUAAUGCAUACUGGUACAUGCAGGCAGUCCCUGCACGGCUCCACAAGCAGGAGAACUCAGCUUUAGGAUUCAGGGGGAUCUAUGGGCAGAUUAGAAUGAGCCCUUCAUAUCUACAUGAGGAGCGUGUCCUCUUCCACUGAGACCACCAUGUUGUCUCUAGUAUCCCAGAACAGACGAACCAAACUCUGCUCUAGAAAGGGUCUUUCCUGUUUUUAUGUUACCGGAAGCCACUGUAGGUUCUCUCAACGCUUGCAAAAGGAGUAUUCAGUUAGUUGCACCUGCAACCUCACCGCUAGAUGCCACUAAAUCCAACACACUGGACCUUUUUAAGGGGAAAGUUUAAUGUAACCGACAAUGAUGAACAAACUGUUAACCAAGAUGAAUGUUACUGCAUUGUAUGAAACUUUUUAAUUGAACAACGAUGACACUGAGCAUGGAUGAUUGUAGCAACACUGUUAAUAUAAUGUGUUAUACUGCUGCACAUUGUUUGAAGACUGACUGACAGAACAUAUUGCUGGAAAGGCCAGAAGAUAUAGAAGCUUAAGGAGAAUGUAUUCAUAUCACACAUGUUAGUUACCAAGGUAGAAUGGUGCAUCACAUUUUAUGGUUUGUAAAUAAUGAAUGUCUGUAUAAAUUGUCUUGAAGAGAUGCUGUCAAGUAAUUUCUUUCUAAAUGCUGCAAACUUAUUGUGAUUUUAGAAAAAUGUAAACCAAUCAAAUGUUAACGUUCAUUAAU
Molecule: messenger RNA, 2260 nt
Organism: Cottoperca gobio
Lineage: Eukaryota; Metazoa; Chordata; Actinopteri; Perciformes; Bovichtidae
Product: gastrula zinc finger protein XlCGF28.1-like
Exons: 2
Coding region: 1-1293 (430 amino acids)
Biological process (GO): regulation of transcription by RNA polymerase II
Cellular component (GO): nucleus
Molecular function (GO): RNA polymerase II cis-regulatory region sequence-specific DNA binding; DNA-binding transcription factor activity, RNA polymerase II-specific
Source: RefSeq, a predicted model, not a curated record